UCUCACCCUGGUUUUUCCAUCAGUUACUACAAAUUGUAAGCCCCUGUGAUUUUUUUAAAUGUGAUUAUUGCGAGAUUAUUGAAAUAGUAAAGUAUCGAUUUAAGAAUUCACACUCGUACAAAUUGUGGUUGUCGUUAAUUUGGCAAUGGCUGUGGUAAUAUUUACAUGUGUUGAAUCUGACAUUUUUUUGUCUCCACCCAGUCUAAUCUUAUAAUGAAUAGAGUAUAAUGCAGUUUUAGUUUUUCAUGAUACAGUAAAACCUCUCUAAGCAAAAUCGCUUGGGACCAUCCAAUUUUAACAUCUCAAGGAGUUUCCGACUUCAAGCGGCUCACAUUCAUUAUGAAUUUGAAUGGGGACCAAAGAAAUUGUCUGUGUUACCGGAGUUUCCGUCUUACCUAAGGCUCUUUGUGGGAUUUCAUCCGUGUAGAAUUUAAACGUGGCUAUUCUCUUGAAAAUGACGAAAAAGAAUUUUCAGACAGAAGAGAAAAAGUGUAUACUUUUAUGAAAAUACCCUUAGAAGUAGAACGAUUCAUGUUCUAUGGCUUUUGUCAGUGUGCAGAUUCAUUCCUAUUUGUCUAUACAUUCCUGCCAUUACGGGCGUUAGUAGCAUUAAAAUCAUUAAUUUGUAGUUCCUUUUCAAAAUUCAAGGACAAACAUAAAAAAAAACGGUUAUCUGCAGCGGAGACAUGCGACUUAUUAAAGAUGGCUGUAUUAAUAACAUGUUCAAUGAUGUUAUUGCCGUGGGAUACGUCAAUGAUGUAUCAUGUAAUUAAAAGCCAAUCGGUUAUUAAGUUGUACAUAUUUUUUAAUAUGUUAGAGGUCGGUGACAGGUUAUUUUCGUCAUUUGGUCAAGACAUUUUGGAUGCAUUAUUUUGGACCGCUACUGAACCUAAGACCAGUCGCCGUGAACACUUUGGGGUUUUACCACAUUUUAUAAUGGCUGUGUUUUAUGUCUUUUUACAUGGUAUACUUGUAUUAUGCCAAGCUACUACAUUGAAUGUAGCCAUUAAUUCUAGUCACAAGGCAUUGCUAGCAAUCAUGAUGUCUAAUAAUUUCGUAGAGCUGAAAGGAAGCGUGUUCAAAAAGUUUGACAAAACAAACUUAUUCCAAUUGUCGUGCAGUGAUGUCCGUGAACGAUUUCAUCUGUUUAUAUUAUUACUUAUAGUUGUAGUACAAACAAUGAAAGAAUACCAAUGGACUAGUGAAUCAUUUUGGGAGUUAAUGCUUGACUGCAUGUAUGUCAUGAUAUCAGAAAUGUUAAUUGAUUGGACAAAACAUGCAUUCAUUACUAGGUUCAAUGAAAUAAACUUGUCAGUGUAUAGUGACUAUGUAUUGAGCUUUGCUUAUGACACUGCACAGUCGCGUCAUACAAAGGCAUUCACGGAUCACUCAGAUUUGGUUGCAAGGCGAAUGGGCUUCAUUCCAAUUCCGCUAGGAGUAGUUAUGAUUAAAGUUCUAACUAGAUGUGUGUCUAUUGAUGGAAGACUAGCUUCCAUAAUUCUACUAUUUUUUACAUUUACAUGUCUAGUCACAUUGAAAAUUGUUAAUCUUGUCUAUAUACUAGGAAGAGCUUGCAAAUUGAUAGAUCUCCACAAAACGUCUUUAAUAAAAAAUCAUCACAUUAUAAAUGGCAUAAGUUGUCAAGACAUGGCGACUAGUCCAAUGAGACCACCAAUCCGUAAAAAGCAGUCUUGGAGUGAUAACAAAGAAAAUAAACCUUCACCACUGAUUGAAGUUCCUCCAUUGGGGCCUAUACCAAUGUUUGCUAAUAGCAAUGUUGAUAUAAAGGAGGCAUGCCUUAAUACACAAAUAUUAGAAGACAUUGUGGAAUCGGAUUUGACUCAUAGUGACUCUGAUUUAAACUUAUCCAUGGUUCGCGAUGCUGAUACACUGAGUACAAAAUCAGCUUAAAUAAUCAUUGGGAUAUAUGAAGAACAAUUUUUUUUAUUUUCAUACCAUGGUGUUAUAUGUUAAAUAAGACUGCAAAAGGGAAUAUUAUUAUUUUUUAAUAAUUGUUAAAAAGUGAUAACACAACAAAUCCUAAAAAUUGUAUUUAUUAUAACAUUGUUAUGGCAUGGUAUCCAUAGCAACUUACUAUAUUGUUACCAUGUACAUUUGUGAUGGCCAUGUUUCUAUAAUGUUAUAUUAUAUUAUAUAAGGUCCUUACCCUUUGAAUAAUAUGUUUUGAUUUUUAUUGUUUUACUAUUGUAUUGUUGUUAAUUUUUUUUCUGUAAUAAUUUAAUUAAAAUGUCAAAAAUUGCUGAUGGUAACUACACUACAGUUAUUUACACAUUGGUAAAUCUAAAAAUAAAACUUUAAAACAAGUUGAUUGUUUGUAUUAUUAUUCUAUAACAUAAAUAUAAUUUGUGAUUUUUUUAUGAUAUAGAUUAAAGAAAAACAGUAUAAUGAUGUUAUUGAAAUCAUUAGCAACAUGUCCGAUAACAAUAGAAAUGUAAAUUUCUUACUGUGAAAUAUAUAAAUAACAUUUUCAGACA
Messenger RNA from Myzus persicae (green peach aphid), 2495 nucleotides. Its product is annotated as protein TAPT1 homolog. NCBI's taxonomy places the organism in Eukaryota, Metazoa, Arthropoda, Insecta, Hemiptera, Aphididae. The record is from RefSeq and is a predicted model, not a curated record. Gene Ontology annotation, cellular component: endoplasmic reticulum membrane; ciliary basal body. The coding region runs from base 502 to 1911 and encodes 469 amino acids. The transcript has 11 exons. Gene Ontology annotation, biological process: positive regulation of cilium assembly; maintenance of protein localization in endoplasmic reticulum.